AUGAAAGAUACACCCGAGGCCAAAUUGAGGCAAAUCAGCCCCGCAUUAGACUUCUUGGCCGGGACAGUCGCAGGAAUGGCGGCGGUGGUAGUCGGAUAUCCUUUUGACACCGUCAAGGUGCGCUUUCAGAGUCCCCAGAUAGCCUCAAAGUACCGCUCCACUCUCCAUGCAAUUCUCACCAUCAUCCGCGAAGAACGAAUGCGCGGGCUCUAUCGUGGAAUCGCCGCUCCCUUGGCUGGUGCUCCACCAUUGAAUGGACUCGUCUUCUCUUCCUAUCGUUCUCUCCUUAGAGCACAGCUAGACGACGACCAAGCUACGCCUACACUCACACAAGUUAAUCUCGCAGGUGCAGGAACUGGUAUCAUAUGCUCAUUAAUCACCACUCCUGCUGAACUCGUCAAGAUCCAUCAACAAACCCUCGUUCGUUCUGCAUACAGCGCAGUAACCCUCUCCGACCGCGACGUCAUCCUCCACAUCUGGCGCACACACGGCCUCCGUGGGUUCUAUCGCGGUAUCACCGCAACUGCACUCCGUGACAUCGGAUACGGCGCGUACUUUGCCGCUUAUGAGGCAACCCUACGCUAUUGGCCGCGUCCGCACGCCUCGCUUCCUGAGCAACAUUCCACUUGCAAUAAGGAGGUAGAGUUGACGCCCGCUCCGCACCCGUGGCUUGCACUCCUCACCGCGGGCGGUAUGGCGGGCAUCGCGGGAUGGAUUGUGACGUUCCCAUUCGACGUCGUGAAGACUCGUGUGCAGAGCACGCCGGCGAACGCUCCGAAUAAUCUGUACCGCUCGACGUGGUCGACUAUCAUCGCUUCGUAUCGCGCAGAGGGCGUCGGGGUUUUCUUUCGUGGUCUCGCGCCGACACUAAUCCGGGCAAUACCCGUGAAUAUGGUGACUUUUGCCACGUUCGAAGCCGUGAUUCACCUGUGUUCGUGA
Dichomitus squalens LYAD-421 SS1 is the source of this 939-nucleotide messenger RNA. Its product is annotated as mitochondrial carrier. The coding region runs from base 1 to 939 and encodes 312 amino acids. The record is from RefSeq and is a predicted model, not a curated record. Gene Ontology annotation, molecular function: transmembrane transporter activity. Gene Ontology annotation, biological process: transmembrane transport. Lineage: Eukaryota; Fungi; Basidiomycota; Agaricomycetes; Polyporales; Polyporaceae. The transcript is spliced from 7 exons.